Molecule: messenger RNA, 1640 nt
Organism: Alnus glutinosa
Lineage: Eukaryota; Viridiplantae; Streptophyta; Magnoliopsida; Fagales; Betulaceae
Exons: 10
Coding region: 70-1353 (427 amino acids)
Source: RefSeq, a predicted model, not a curated record
UCUCUCUCUCUCUCUCUGUGUGUUUGACUCGCUCUGACAAUUUUGGUCUCUCUCUCAAAACUGAAAACGAUGAAUUCGUUAGCCUCUCCAUGGAUUCCCAGAGCCUCUAUACUCACAACCCCUUCCAAAUUCCCGAAAUUCCAAUCCUACCCUCCACCACCACCAUCAUCAUCUUCUUCUUCGUGUUUUCGCGUGGUGUGUCGUGCCGGCCGAUCGAAUUCUCAGCAAGUGGGGAGCGACCUGAAGUUCGUUCUCCACGAGGCUUUGGAAUCUUCUGGAAUAGACACCUCUCAUGCUAGAGAUGCAAGGGAGGGUUUCUGUACACAGAUUCAAAACCUCUCUGUUAUCGAAAGGGAAACCAGCAUCACGAUUAAUAGACGUGUUGAUUUGGGGAAAACAGCUCUUUAUAUAGCUGCAGAGGAUGAUUCUCUUGUUUCGCACUCUUCAGUUCCUCUCCCUGUGGAUGCUUUCAUUGAAAGAUUGGACGAUCUUUCAGUGGGCUACUGUCCUCAGUAUAACUCUUCAUAUAGUUCGUCGCCCGAGAAAUUCUUGGAGAGUUUAGAGAGAUAUCUGUAUGGCAUGAAGGGCUUUCGAAGAACCCAUUCAAGAAAUCAAUCUGAGCCGCGAGCUCUUUAUCUUCACUCAGUUUUGACCCAUCGUUCAGGCUCCAUUGCAAUGCUUUCGCUUAUAUACUCAGAACUCCUGAAAAUGCUUCGUUUGUGGGGCCUUGUGAAUUUUGAUGUAGAGAUAUUUUUUCCUCGUGAUCUUCAUAGUCUACCCAGAGGCUAUGUUAAACAAAAAAGCAAGGAGUCAGAUCAAAAACAUAUAGUUACAUCACAAAUGCUAUUGGUGGAGAUUUUGAAAAAUCUGAAGAAUGCUUUCUGGCCAUUUCAACAUGAUCAUACCAGGAGUUUGUUCUUAUGGGCAGCAGAUGCAGCUAUGGAUAAACCAAGUAUUGCUGAAGAAAGUGGCGUUCAACUUGCAUCUGCUAAGGCUGCUCAACAUAGGCUAAAACGUGGGGUUUGGACUAGCGUACGUUUUGGGGACAUGAGGCGUGCAUUAUCUACAUGUGAACGACUUAUACUCCUGGAUACUGAUGCAAAGGAAUUAAGAGAUUAUAGCAUUCUUCUCUACCACUGUGGAUUCUAUGAGCAAUCACUGCAAUAUCUGAAGUUGUAUCAGGAAGCAAAGGAUUCCUCUUUACAAAAGCAAUUGUCUGAUUCACUUAGCAGCCUGGAGGAUGAUGCUGUGGAGAAAUUGAUGGUACGCCUCAACCUCAUUUCGAUGGAAGAAGGUUGGAGCAAUUCAUCAUACCUGAGAAAUUAUCUUGGUUUUGAUAAGCAGCAAGGCUAAAGUACAUGAUUACCCUUCACACUAUUUUCCUACUCCGGCAGGUAAUAAAUGAGAUCCACUUGUGCAGGUUUUGGUUUACUUGACAAGUUGAACAUCAGAAGUGAUUACUGUUACUCAACUUCUAAAGAAUAUAUGUACAUACAGAGCAUAUAUAUAUAUAUAGGAACCUCUCCUGUUAAAUUCUUAUGUUAGAAAACGGCAUGUUACUUUGGGGUUUCAUGGCGACUGUCUGUAGUUGCGGAACAAAAAACUUGUCGUAAAUGCUCGAUUCGUUUUGAAAUUUUCCA